This is a messenger RNA of Cherax quadricarinatus, 1993 nucleotides long. Its product is annotated as proline-rich protein PRCC. The record is from RefSeq and is a predicted model, not a curated record. Lineage: Eukaryota; Metazoa; Arthropoda; Malacostraca; Decapoda; Parastacidae. Gene Ontology annotation, cellular component: nucleus.
CAAAGUCAAGGCACGAACACAUUAGGCAAGUAAACAACAACAGUUAUACUUCUCAUUUCGUUGUUACAAUGGCACUUGUUGCAUAUAGUGAUGACAGUGACAUUGGUAGUGACUCUGAAGAGACAGAAAAGCCUUUGGACAGUUCAGCUAGUAAAGAAUUUAAAGACGAAAUUAGAGUAGAUGACGUUAAUGUGAGAGGAUUGUGUGUGGUAGAGAGUAAUUCUGUCAACUCUCAAGUGCCACACAAUACUGACUCUACAUCACAUGGAGUUAAUAGUAUAGUUGAUGAUGAUGAUGAUAUUAAUUUAGAAACUAAAAGCUGUGGUUUACUGUCAUCAAUACCAGCAGCAAAGCCACUUCCAGUUGCUGGACAUGGACUUAACCUUGGUGAGGAGGAUGAGUUGACUGAUGUGCCAACCGUUGAUACCUGGAACAUUACACAGCAACUUAAAAAACACAGAAAUGAUAUCAAUAUAGUCUCACCUAUGCCUGUAAAGUCAGCAACAGAUUCUAUAUCAAAAUCAAAAAAGAAAAGAAAAGUUCAGUUUUUUGUGCCUGCUCUUUCUGAGUUUGCAGAGGAAGAUGAGGAGACUGAGCAACAGGAACCUGAGUGCAAGAAGUUAAAACCCUCCUCAUCUGGUACAGGUCUCUUCUCAUUGCUGCCUGAGCCCAAACAUAUUACCAUCAAAGAAGCAAAACGUAGUCUUGUACCCCACGUCCUCACUAAAAAAACAGUGCCCGUGCAAAAAUCUUCCAAGCCUAAAUUUGAGCCGAAAAAUUCAAUAGCUAAUAGUGGAAAUGAUUCUGAAGAAGAUGAAGGUAAUGAAGGAUCUUCUGAUUUCUUUUCCCUGUCUGAAUCUGCUUCUGACAUUGAUUUAAAGACCAUACCAGCAGGAAUUGUAAGUGCAUCAGAUGUGGGCUCCAUCAGCAAAAAACUAGCUGUAUCACAGAUUGUUGAAGAACACAAGUCUUUAUCUCAAAAAGUAACUGUAUAUUCUGAUGAUUACUCUAACAAUUCUCAGUAUUCAUCUACACAGUCUCAGGAAACAGAAGUACUUUAUCCCUCACAACAGACAGAACCCUCUCCAGAGGGUCAUGCUGGAAUUGAUGAAGAAACGAUGCUUCGACUGGCUGGUAAGCGGAGAGGCAAAGUUGAGGCUAUUAACUUUAUAAAUGUUAAUGCAGAUGAUGCAUUGCUUACACGUGAUGAAUGGAUGACAAAGGCCUUGUCCGAGGAGAAACCAACCCAUAGUUUCAGUAAGAAGAGGGAUGGACUGCCAUCACAGAAACAAAAACAAAAGCAUCAGAUCACAUACCUUGCCCAUCAAGCAAAGGAACGAGAGCUAGAACUGAAAAAUAAUUGGGCCCAAAAUCGUAUGACAAAAAUGCAGACACAAGCAAAGUAUGGAUUUUAAAAAACUGUGCAUACUUCAUUUACCUGUCCAACAUAGAUAAUUUUAUAGACAAAUGUCAAAAGUUAUUCCAGUUACUAUUUAUUUUCUUUAGCGAAGUGGUUGUAUUUUGUGUUAAUGAUAGUUUCACUACAAUAUGUCUUUGAUAACAUGUUAAAAAUAGUUAAUAAUUAAUAAAUAAAUUUGACUUACUUGUUAUCUGUAUGAUAUAUAAUGAAUAGCCUGUCUUUUCUAUUGACAUUGUAUGUACCUUGAAUAUUAACUACAAUACUGUAUUAGAUGACUCAUUUGAAAUAUAAGAUAUCUUGCAUUAUUUUUAACAUGAAAUUGAGUUUUUAAAAAUAUUAAAACAAAUUCAUCUAGCUAACCAGUUGCCUCCCUGCUAAAAUAAAAGUUAACAGACAGUACAAAUGUUUAAGUUAAAUGUUUAGUAUAACUGGUUUUAAAUAACUACAAAAGGAAAUGAAAAAUCUAGAAUUUCACAGUUCAAACCAUAUUUUUGUAAGUGUUUAUUUGUACAGCAUUGUGAUACUUCUUAGUUAUGUAUAUUAAUCUAAAUAAAUUUUCCUUCGUAACAUUUA